Molecule: messenger RNA, 1294 nt
Organism: Pistacia vera
Lineage: Eukaryota; Viridiplantae; Streptophyta; Magnoliopsida; Sapindales; Anacardiaceae
Product: zinc transporter 2
Exons: 2
Coding region: 142-1140 (332 amino acids)
Biological process (GO): zinc ion transmembrane transport
Cellular component (GO): membrane
Molecular function (GO): zinc ion transmembrane transporter activity
Source: RefSeq, a predicted model, not a curated record
CAGGGUUUAACUGUGGUGUAGUACAACUUCACAAAGUCAAAACUGUACUGCAGCAAACACACUAAUCCAAUCUUUCUUUAAAUAAAACCAACUUAACUAAUCCAAACCAGAUCAACAAAUUCUACUACAACAACUCCAUUCAUGGCUUCUCGAAUUGUUUCCUUCAAGUCAACCAUCCUAUUCAUUUCUCUUCUCCUCCUACAGUUCUCCUUCACCACUGCUCAUGGAGGGAGCGAUGGCGAUGAAGAUAGUGCUGGUCAUGAUGACCAUGCAGAUUUGCAUGCAAAGGGCUUAAUUUUGGUUAAAAUAUGGUGCUUGAUCAUUCUUUUUGUAAGCACUUUCGCUGGUGGCGUCUCCCCCUACUUUUAUCGAUGGAACGAGAGCUUUCUCCUCUUGGGUACGCAAUUUGCCGGUGGGGUUUUUCUUGGAACUUCUAUGAUGCAUUUCUUGAGCGAUUCAAAUGAAACUUUUCGUGAUCUCACAACUAAAGAAUACCCUUUUGCAUUUAUGCUGGCAUCAGCGGGUUAUCUUCUGACGAUGCUUGGUGAUUGUAUAAUCAGUUUUGUUGCAAAGGGAUCAAGUGAAAAUGAAGCUAAAGUGGAAGUGGAAGAAGGAAGAAUAGUUAGUGAUCCUAAAGAGGAUGUGAGCCCCUUUUUUUUAAGGACAACGUCCUUUGGGGACACCAUGCUUCUCAUUCUUGCCCUUUGUUUUCAUUCAGUGUUUGAGGGCAUCGCUGUUGGAGUUGCAGAUUCUAAGGCAGAGGCAUGGAGGAAUUUGUGGACAAUUUCCUUACACAAGAUCUUUGCAGCUAUUGCAAUGGGAAUUGCACUACUCAGGAUGAUACCAAAGAGGCCAUUUUUAUUAACAGUGGCUUACUCGUUUGCCUUUGCUGUUUCUAGCCCCAUCGGUGUAGGGAUAGGAAUUGCCAUCGAUGCCACAACUCAAGGACGUGUUGCUGAUUGGAUCUACGCAAUCUCAAUGGGACUUGCUUGUGGGAUUUUCAUAUAUGUUGCCAUUAACCAUCUCAUCGCUAAAGGGUUCAAGCCGCAAGAUAAAUGCUAUUUUGAUACCCCCUUCUUCAAGUUUCUUGCUGUGCUUACUGGGGUUGGUGUUAUAGCAGUUGUUAUGAUUUGGGAUUGAUGUGAUGCAAUUUUCUGUAGUAAUUUUGGUUUUUUUCGAGUAUAUUUAUAGUUGUUCAAAUUCCUGGAUAAAGUUUGGGGAGCACUCACUAUAAUUGAGAAACUUUUUUCUUUGAUACAAUCAUAUGCAUUAAUUACGUAAUAUUUCUUGCUAA